CAGUGCAUUUUCCAGUGCCGAAAACGCUGUAUUUGAUUUUUACGGGAGAGGAUCUGUUUUUCAAAUUUAAUUGAAAAUUAACAGUAGAACAAGUGUCGUUAUAAACAUUUUUAUAAUCAGUGAAGUAAAAUCCUUGAUACAGUGUUGGUAUUGAGUUCUUCGAUCUACCAGUACAAAGUACCGUGCACUGGUAAGCAGUGCAUCUUCUGCAUUCUUGCCAAACCUGUGUGCCUUAUACCUUCGUGGUUUUACCUGUUUUUGGAUCUUUUGUCCACUUCUUCCAAAGGAACAUCCCAACCGGAAGGUGUUUACGCUUAGGUGAAAUACUGUACCUGAAAGUUUCGCUAGUCCGGCCGUAUUGAUUAUCAUAGCGCAGCAGCGCUUGUUGAAUCGGGACAUUAUUGCUGAACAGCCGUAAACAUGGUGGCUCCUGAUGCAGAGAAAGGAGACGCGAAAUCGGCCGACAAGAAAAAGACCGAGAAAGAAAAUGAAAUUUCGGAGGAAGACCUGAAACUUCAAGCUGAGCUGAACAUGCUCGUCGAGCGCCUGCAGGAAGGUAAACUGGAACUGCAGAAGCCAGCACUGGAAGCUUUGCGAAAUCAGAUUCGCUCGUCAACCACGUCGAUGACUUCCGUUCCGAAGCCACUUAAGUUUCUCCGGCCGCAUUUUGACACCAUCAAGAACCUCUUCGAGAAGAUAUCCGAUCCGGAUGUUAAGAAAAUAUGCGCCAGCGUUUUGAGUGUCAUGUCUAUGACUAUGAGCUCGACUCGGGAGUCCAUAAAAUAUAAAAUGCUAGCAACGAAGGAGGAUAUCGGAGCAUGGGGACACGAAUAUGUCAGGCAUUUGGCUGGAGAAGUUACACAAGAAUGGAACGAAACCGCAAAGCUGGAUGAAAGCCAGAAGACAGUCUAUCUGCAGCUGGCGCAAGAGAUCGUCAGAUAUUUUAUGGAUCAUAAUGCCGAACCGGAAGCCUGUGAUUUAUUAAUGGAAAUAGAACAGUUGAAACUGCUGGAAACCUUCGUGGAUACGCAUUCAUACAAUAAAGUCUGCUUGUACUUGGUCAGUUGUGUGCCAUACGUUGCUGAUCCGGAAGACACCCAAUUGCUGAAAACUGCGAUUAAGCUGUACCACAAAUUCAACCAAUAUACCGAAGCUAUUCGUCUCGCAAUCCGAUUAAACGAUAUGACUCUCAUUAAAGAACUGUUCCUCCUUUGCCCCGAUCGUGCUACGAAGAAGCAGAUUGCGUUUAUCUUGGCACAUAGUCAAGUCUAUCUGGAAUUGGAUGAAAAUUCUGAGGGAUAUGAUGAACUGAUGGAAAUCAUGUCCAACUCACAGCUGAAUGCCAAUCAUCUGGCUCUGGCUCGUGAACUGGAUAUCGCUGAACCUAAGACACCCGAAGAUGUCUAUAAGACUCAUCUUGAACAGCACCGUAGCUUUGUUACGGGGACGGGACUGGACUCCGCGCGCCAGAAUUUGGCUUCCGCUUUUGUCAACGGCCUGGUUAACUGCGCAUUUGGAACGGAUAAAAUGUUUGCUGAAGACGGAAAUAAAUGGAUUUAUAAGAAUAAGGAACAUGGUAUGCUCAGUGCAACAGCUUCCCUCGGAUUGAUCUUGCUAUGGGAUGUUGAUGGCGGUUUAACUCAGAUUGAUAAAUAUCUGUAUGCAACGGACGAAUACAUCAAAUCCGGGGCGCUUUUGGCCUGUGGAAUCGUUAAUGCCCGUAUCCGAAACGACUGUGAUCCAGCUAAAGCCCUCCUCAGCGAACACAUUACCAACAAAUCUGGCGUCAUCCGCACCGGUGCCGUUAUCGGCAUGAGCCUCGCAUAUGCCGGAACCAACCGCGCCGAUGUCAUUGAGGUGUUAUUACCGGCUCUGGAAGAUGACAGCAGUACGCUGGAGAUUAAGUGCUUCACAGCAGUGUCCCUCGGUCUGGUAGCCGUGGGCACGUGUAACGCCCAGAUCGCCGAAGCCAUCCUGCAGACGAUGAUGGAGCGGACUGCCCUCGAGCUGAAAGAUCCUCUGGCGAAGAUGCUGGCGUUGGGAUUGGGACUGCUGCAUCUGGGUCAGCAAGAACGCGUGGACACGGUGCGGGCCACGCUGCAGGUUCUGGAUGAUCCGUACAAAACCUUGGCGCUGCAUUUUGUUGACGCUUGUGCCUACGCCGGAACCGGGAAUGUUCUCAAAAUUCAGCAGUUCCUUCACAGUUGCAGCGAGCAUGUGGAUAAGAAGGAUGAAGAAGAGAAGAAAAACGGCGACAAGAAGGAAGAAGCGAAGGACGAUAAAGAUAAGAAGAAGGAAGAAGCGGCUGAUGCCGGUAUGCAUCAGGCCGUUGCCGCUCUUGGUAUCGCUUUAAUUGCCAUGGGCGAGGAUAUCGGAUCGGAAAUGUCACUGCGUUCGUUUGGGCAUUUGCUCCGAUACGGCGAUGCAGCUCUCCGGCGUGCGGUGCCGUUAGCUCUUGGGCUGCUCUCGGUGUCCAAUCCCAAAUUGACCGUUAUGGACACCCUGAGCAAAUUUUCUCACGAUAACGACAGUGAAGUGGCUUCAAAUUCAGUCCUUGCGAUGGGGUUAAUCGGAGCCGGGACCAACAAUGCCCGCUUGGCGACCAUGCUGCGCAAUCUGGCUGUUUACCACACGAAGGAUGCCAAUAGUUUAUUUAUGGUGCGCAUCGCGCAGGGAUUAUUGCAUAUGGGCAAAGGAACGCAUACCCUCUCUCCGCAGUACAGUGACCGAUUCCUGGUCAGUCGAGCUGCACUGGCUGGAUUGCUGGUUGUUUUAACGGCUUGUUUGGAUGUUAAAUCAACGAUCCUGGGCAAGCAUCAUUAUCUUUUGUACUACUUGGUUCCGGCUAUCCAGUCGCGAAUGUUGGUCUGUUUUGAUGAGGAUCUCAAACCGGUGACGACCACUGUCCGUGUGGGAACGGCUGUGGAUAUUGUGGGACAAGCUGGACGUCCUAAAGCGAUCACCGGUUUCCAGACUCAUACCACGCCAGUACUGAUGAAUUAUGGAGAACGCGCUGAACUGGCGACUGAUGACUAUGUGCCGCUGACUUCCGUUUUGGAAGGAUUCGUUGUGUUACGGAAGCGAUCGACCGAUCAAGAUAUGACAUGAUUUCCCCUAACAUAUGUUUUUUAAGCUUUCUGUCCUUUUGUUCAGCUUUGGUACCGAUUCACUAUUUCAAAUAAUGUUGCUUCGCGGUUUGUUAUUUGCUGGCUGUUUUAGCUGAUCGGUUCAUAAAGUUUGGAUAAUUAUUCCUUGCUAACUUGCAAUUACAUGGCGAUAUGAUGA
Messenger RNA from Paramacrobiotus metropolitanus, 3285 nucleotides. Its product is annotated as 26S proteasome non-ATPase regulatory subunit 2-like. The record is from RefSeq and is a predicted model, not a curated record. Gene Ontology annotation, biological process: proteasome-mediated ubiquitin-dependent protein catabolic process; regulation of protein catabolic process. Bases 421 to 3108 code for a protein of 895 amino acids. Gene Ontology annotation, molecular function: enzyme regulator activity. NCBI's taxonomy places the organism in Eukaryota, Metazoa, Tardigrada, Eutardigrada, Parachela, Macrobiotidae. The transcript has 16 exons. Gene Ontology annotation, cellular component: proteasome complex; nucleus; proteasome storage granule.